AUUGGGAGGAAAACUUUUCCACCGAGCUUCUUGUGCUGCUACACCGGGACGCUUCGGUCCAGUUGGGAGCUUUGGAGGAGCCGUAAUGGGAGGAUUAUUAUGCGUUUAAAGGCUGCGCCCUUUCCACGCUGCCUGAGUGUCCAGGGACAUGAAACUCAAUCCCCAGCAAGCUCCUUUGUAUCAGGGUCGGUGUGUCGUCACAGUGCAGCUUUCUGAUGAAGAGCUGGCUGCAGAUGAUGAGGGCGUGGACUACUUUCUGCUGUUUGCCGGCAGCACACAGAGACAUCUAACCAGCACCCUAAGGAGCAGCCAUGACACCUUACAGGCAUUAUGUCCCGCUCAUGACUGCUGUGAGGUGGUGUUGGUCACCUUAUGUUCAGCCACCCAAACUACCAGUGGGAGCUCGGAGGAGCCAGCCUCCUGCCUGGCUUGCGUGGCUCCAGUGGCUGAGCAUCCAUUCAGCUUUUUCCAGGAUUUGGCUUUUGACAUGGCCCAGUUUUUGGUGAGCGCAGCAGGCAGAGCUGAUGGCCUUGAUGGGGCCCUGCUCCUGGACGAGUGUCAGAUUCCCCUGCAAGAGUGCGAGCGCCUGGAUGAGAGCCUGGCACUGGCCCUCCACCACCUCCAGUUGCCUCCAGGAUGGAGCCUACUGGGAAGCAAACCGGCCAACAGCUCUGGCCCGAGCCCUCAGGAGACUCUGCUGCAUUUCUCAGCACGCCGCGGCCUCUCUCGGGUGACACGCUUUCUGCUGCGGCAACCAGGAGCCAGGGAAGCCCUUCAGCUGGUCAAUAAAGAGGGACACACCCCAGCUGCUCUAGCAACGCAGCGUGGACAUGAACAUCUCCAUGAACUCCUGUCCAAGACGGAGACGGACCCGGAGACGGACGAGGUGCCUGAGACUCUCCAGCUGGUGUCUGCAGACUGUCGAGUGUGCUGCAACUCCCCAGUGUUGAACACACACACUCUGACGGUGAGCAUCCGCCCCGGACGCCGCGCUCCGACCCUUCAGGAGAGCGUGGAGUAUCUUCUGCACCUAUUGAACCACCUCAAAGCAAAGGGACUUUCUGUGUUGGAGCUACAGUUGGACUCGCUGCACACAGCUGCUGAAUGUCGUGACGGCGAGACAACCGACUUACUCCUGCAGCCGUCCUUAACGUCAGAGUGCCAGCUUACAGAAACCAAAGAAAGUGAGGGGGAAAGCGUCAAAGAGGAGAGAAACAACACUGUUGUUUGUGAGCUUAGGGAGAGUUGUAACUUGGAGACGGAGGGCAGUUUCCCUCCACCGUCAGAAAUCCCUCCCCUGCAGCACGGCCUCGACCCCGAGGCGGACGGGGUGUGUCUCUGUCUGAACUCUGAGGGAGAGGGCUGCCAGACAGACCAGGAGGGGAGCCCUGAUUCCAGUUCCAGUUUGAAUUUGUGUGACAGGAGUGAAAGGGCACAGGGUGAGGCUGAAGGGGAAAACAGCGCUGUGGGAAACGUCCCAGCAGAAGGCUGCGGUAAACAGGCAGAGGAAGCUGACACAGAGGAGGCUGUGAUCCGGGAAGAACAGAAGGCCACGGAGGGAGAGGAGCAGCCUGAGCAGGAAGCAGGAGACAGAACAGCCACGAGGAGGGAGGAGGAGAGCGGAUCAGAGACAUCAGCAAGCGGAGACACAGACUGCUCAGUCAUGGGCCAGUCUCCGCUGUCAGGGAGCUCCGAACUUUUAAUCACCUGUGAAUCAGAAGCAAAGCAAAGAUCUCUGGAAGGAGAGAACACUGAGAACGAACACAGAGAAGUUACCCAGGAACCUUUCAACAGGCCCAAUCCAGAGGAAGAGGAUGAUGGGAGGGAAGAGUUAAAUGGCUCCGUAUCAACCCCGGGAGACCCUCCCAACCCACCGCUGAUAGUCUGCGGUGAUGUAAUAGAGCAGCAUGAAUCUGCUGUUCCACAGCUCCUGAUAGAAGGCCUCCAUGAGGGGGAACCUCCGCCAGACAUAAACAGCCGAGAACAAAACCAGGAAACAGCUGGUAGGGAUUAUAAAGCCGAGCAGGAGCUGGGCUCAGCUCCAGAAGCUGCUUGUCAUUCCGGGAAUCGUGCUGAAGCUGCGAGCGGCGAGGAGCCAGGCGGCGAAGACGCAACUGAACCCCAAGAUAUAGCUUUGGAGAAACCUGAGAAUUUGGGUUUUUGCAUGGCUGACGGCUCCAGAGAGGAAUCACAGAUUGACCAUUUCUACUCGGAGGCUUCAUCGGAAAACAUGCUGACUAAAAAGAAGGCUGACCACGACUCAGGCCUGGUACACCGCGUCUCAAGCGAUGAGGAAGGCAGUUUCAGAUCCUGCGGAAGCUCCUCGACAGAAAUAUUUCACCCUGCUCAGGACAACGGCACCAGAGAGGAGGGAGAUCUGCUUCCAAACGCCACUGUAGAAAUAUCCUCAACAGGAUGUAUGGAGGACCCAACUGAUCUGACAUCACUUUGUCACGAUGGCUCAUUAGGUGGCGACAGCGAUCUCUCUUUGGAUUCUGUUAUUGUCGGUUCCCUGACGCCUACAGAUGGUAGUAAAAACGGCACAGAGUCUGAAUCCAGUCGGUCAGCCGACAUCCACGCAGUGGAGGAUUUGACUCCUGAGUCCAGCGAGGAAGUACUCCCAGAACUUCCUGAACAGGAUUCAGUUUCGGAUCCAGCUGUUUCAACGGCAGAGGAUUCUCCAACAGACAUCAGGGAGUCCUGCACCUCUGAUUUGAACGCUGAGGUUGACUGUGACGCAUCAAAGAUGUCUGUGGGAGAGAAGGACGAAGCCAACGGUCCCGUUAAUGAUGAUCAACAGAUGGAUGUGGAUGAUAAAUCGGAUGCAGUAGAGGAAAGUGGAAAUGUCCCGAAGCAAAUUGAACAGGAAGACUCGGAGAAGACGGUCUCAGCAGGAUCAGCUGAGAAUACUUUAGCCGUCUCGUUAUCACAGGACCCUGAUCCACUGUCAGACACCGUGGAUGCUCACCUCGUGGAAGUAGAACCCCCUGCUGCUGUCGCUGAAGUGUCUCUGGAUCAGAUGGCUGACGGCCCAAACGCUGGCGACGCUGUGGAUGCAGCGCUGGAGAGCUGUGCCGCCGCACACCAAGAGGUGGACAUCGCCAAAUCUGAGGAGGCCGUCAGACACACAGAGGAGGAAGAAACUGGUCCAGCAAAGGAAGCGGACUCCUCCACAAUCCACAGAGACAGAGAGGCGUCCUUCCAUCAGACUUGCAAGCUUCAGCACUCAGAAUCCUCAACAUCUCCAGCCUUUCCCAGUUUGCCCAGCAGAACCAGCAGUUCCACCAGCUGCCCGUCGUCCACUCACAGAGAUUCUGGCAGUGACAUUGAAAGCCUCCUGAGUGCAGAGCCAGAGUAUGACACCAUCUUUAGAAAGGGCGAUGAACGGGUGACCGGAGGAGACAGCACCAGCGAGGUCUCCGUCUCCUGCUCCUCUACAGACGACACGGCGAGCAUCGGCCCGUCCAGUUCCAGUCCUGAAGGCAGCCAGGGCUUAGGCGGCAGCUGGAGCCCAGAGGAGGGCGUCCAGCCUGAAGCUACUACCACUGAAGGGCAGGAUACCUCUGGAGGAGGAGGAGGAGGAGGAGGGGUGGACGCUGAAGAGGAAGCAAAAGACAGAGUGAGCGAGGUACCGCGGCGUUCCUGGAACAGCAAACGCUCUCUGUCGCCCCUUCGCCGCCACAGCUGGGGUCCAGGAAAGAACAACGGAGGAGAAUCAGAGAUGAACCAGCGGAGUUCCAUCCGUAGCCCUGGUGAGGGGAAGCCGGCCUUUCACAGGAGAAGCUACAGCUUGGAAGGGCUCAGUGGGAUCCAGGAAGAGCUGAGAGGCUCCACCAUCCAAGAGCCCUGCAUCCUGGAGCAUUCGAGGAUGCCCCGACAGAACAGUGAUGAUAGAGGUUCCCUGGUGUCUCUGACGGAGGAGCAAGAGGAGCGGGAGGACGACAGCAGACUUCAUGUACAGAAAUUAAGGCGGUAUCGGCCGCUAAGAAGCAGCUGUCCGUCGAUGACCCUUCCCCUCACAAAGUCCGUGUCCAUGGUAACCAUCAGCCAGAAAGACAGCGAUGGCACAAGGCUGUUUUCAAGCACGUCUGGCUCCGUAGCAUACAGUAUAUCGGAAGAAGAGCCUGGGCCUCUGCGGAGCGACACAGAGGGAAAAAACACCACAAAAGUCAGCCGGACAUUCAGCUACCUCAAGAGCAAGAUGUACAAGAAGACGCGGGAAAAAGAUCGAGACAAAAGGGACAAGGACAAAGACGGCAAGGAGAAAGACAAAAAGGCUGUGAACGGACAUCUGUUUACAGCAGUCAGCUCCAACCAGUCCAUCCAGUGCUCCCAGUGCAAUAGAGCUUUUAAUGGCAAAGAGGCGUUCUGCUGCACAUACUGUAAUGCAUCCGUCCACAAGGGCUGCAGGGACAGCAUGCCUGUUUGUGCCAACGUGAAGAUGAAGUUGCCCAAACAGCAGUUUACAGUUCCAGAUUCCAGCACUCAGUGCUCAGUUCCUGCCGUCACAAUGAGGAACAAAGCUGGUGGGACGAGGGACCAUCCUCGGUCGGCCGUCUUAAGCCCUGAGGACAGCUUUCCCCUAAGGAUCCCAGCAUCCAGGAGACACACCAGCAUCAUGACUUUCCCUGGAAACAAUCUGUCCAAGAGUCUCUCAAUGAGCAACAUAGCAGGUCCAUUUGACAAGAUCCCCAUUAAAGGCCUGCAGUACCUUUCACAGUCCAUGGACACACUCAACAGAACCAACCAGGUCACAGAAUCCAUGGAGUCUCUCACCGACGAAGGAACAGAGAUGAUGGACGCGCAGCUGCUGGGGGAGUUCGAGGAGAAUGCCAAAGAGUUUGAGGCAGACUCUUGGAGUCUGUGUGUGGAGCAGCAGUACCUGCAGCAGCAAAACAAAGAGCUGGUCAAGAGACAAGAUGUCAUCAACGAGCUGAUGCAGACUGAGUUGCAUUACAUGCAAACGUUGUGCAUCAUGUCUGAAAUAUACAGCAAAGGCCUGCAGAAGGAGGUUCCUCUGGAUCAGCACACAGUGGAAAGGAUUUUUCCAGUAUUGGAUGAUCUCCUAGACCUGCACGACCAGCUCCUCCAACGACUCUUUGCCCGAGAAAAGGAGAGCCAGCUGGAAGCGGGAGGGUCGGAGGGAAACUUCAUCAUCAACAGGAUAGGAGACAUUCUGGUCAGCCAGUUCUCGGAAUCCAAUGGGGACUGUAUGAAAAAAGUUUAUGGGAAAUUCUGCAGCCGUCACAACGAAGCCAUCAACGUCUACAAGGACCUCAUGAACAAAAACAAAAACUUUAAAAACUUUAUCAAGAAAAUGAGAAGUAGCAGCACUGUGCGGAGGCUUGAUAUCCCAGAUUGCAUCCUGCUGGUGACCCAGAGGAUUACAAAGUACCCUGUACUGAUUCAGAGAAUUCUGUUGCACACUAAAGAAACAGACGAGGACUACGACGACCUGAACGAGGCCGUCCGGUUGGUGAAAGAGGUGAUCGCCGCAGUCGACAGCAAGGUGAACGAGCACGAAAAGAGGCGCCGUCUGAAGGAGUUCCACAGCCGCAUGGACAGCAAGUCCAUCAUGAUGUUCAAAAGCGGCCAGCUCUUCGCCAGAGAAGACCUGCUGAGGCGGCAGCUGAUCCACGAUGGAGCGCUGCAGCUGAAGAACACACAAGGAAGACUAAAAGACGUUCAGGCUCUGCUCCUAUCAGAUGUUUUGGUCUUCCUUCAAAAGAAGGGCCAAAAAUAUGUCUUUGCCAUGCUGGACCAGCGCUCCACGGUCAUCUCCCUCCAGAAGCUAAUCGUCAGGGAGGUCGCCAACAAAGAGCGUGGCUUCUUCCUCAUCACAGUGGGUACAGAGAAGCCGGAGAUGAUGGAGAUCCUGGCCAGCUCCAAGGAGGAACGCAACACCUGGAUGCAGCUCAUCCAGACAGCCAUGCAGUCUAUGGACAAAGACGAAGAUGAGGGGAUCCCCAGUGAGACGGAGGAUGACAAAAGACAAUUGGAGAGCAAAGCCAAAGAGAUCAGAGAUAUGUUGAAACAGAAAGACACAGAGAUUAUCUCUCUGUUGGAGGAGAAGGUGCGGCUCUUCAGGGAGAUGUGGGAGGGCUUUAGCCCCAGCGAAGAGGCCUGCAGGCAGGUCGAGCCUUUUUUCAGGUCAGCCUGCAGCCAGGAGCCGCCUCAGGGGGCGUCUAUCAUGAAAGAUGCUCUGCAGGAAGUGGAGACGUUGCAGGCGCUGGUAAAUGGCAGCCUGGGGGGAGCAAUGGCCAGCGUACACGAGGGGGGAGGCGCUGGGCCGGUGUGUCUGCCCCGCCGCGCCGAGACCUUUGGAGGCUUCGACAGUCACCAGAUGCACGGCAGCAAGAGUGGAGAAAGAGACGAGAGCGAGGACACAGCGGGGGAGCUACGCAGGACAGAGUCUGACAGCGUUUUGAAGAAGGGAGGAAACGCCAACCUGCUGCAGCUGCUGAAGAGGAACAGUGAGCAGGUCCUACACAGCGUCUCCAACCUGCAUCUCCUGCUCAGCACUCUGCAGGCGGUGGUGGUCCAGCAAGACAGCUACAUCGAAGACCAGCGGCAGGCCCUGAGCGAGCGUUCCUCCUCGUGCUCGUCCUUGUCAUCACGGCAGUCCUCCCGUCCCAGCUCCCUGAUUGAGCAAGAGAAGCAGCGCAGCCUGGAGAAGCAGAGGCAGGAGUUGGCCUCCCUGCAAAGGCAACAGGCUGCUCUCGCCGAGGAGAGGCGGAAGAGGGAGAAGGAGUGGGAGUUGAGGGAGCAGCAGCUUUCUGAGAGAGAGUCGGCAGUGCACUCACAGGAGGAAGAGGUGCAAAAACAACAAAAGCAGCUUGAGGAUGAGAAGAUGGAGCUGCAGAGCAAGAAGGAAGAAUACCAAAGAGACCUGGAGAGGCUGAGAGACGCCCAGAGGAAGCUGGAGAAGGAGAGGGAGGCUGUGCAGCGGCAGAUCCACAGGAUGGAAGAAAUGCGGCUGUCUGAGAGAACACCCUCCACAACGUCCGACGAAUCCCUGUUCCUCGGCAGCUCUCAGUCCCUGGAGCUGGACCCACUGGAGCUCUCCUCGUCCUCCUCCUCAUCCUCCACUCUCCCCAGGCUGCAGCCCCAGCGCUCCAAAACCAGUAGGAAGGGCCUGAAUCCCUUCACCUCGUCCUCUGGCAGCCUCAAGAGCAGCGAGGCCAACAACCAGAUCUCCAAGGGCUUCCUGCAGCUGACCAAGACCAAGAGCAAAGACGGGAAGAAGAAGAAGAAGAACAAAGGUGGUAGCGCGCAGGCGGCAGGUAGGGAAUGACACUCAACACGUUCCGGAGCCCCCCAUGGACGGAGAGAUCUUCUUCUGCUAAGGCGCAGUGCCGUUACCCCCUCCUGCUCUUCCUCUUCAUCAUCACUAUGAACGUGUCGCAUCACUCUGGCACCUGGAGAGGAAUCCUUUCUGCACAUUUGACUGUUGGAAUGGUUUUGCUCUAAAGAAGCACCUUUAAGGCUUUUCUAAGCUGGUACUGGUUUUCAUUAGCGUGAUUCCCAUGUUAUGUUUUGUUGAAUUAUCAGACAUAAAAAGAAAUAAAAUGUGCUGCAGGUUCUUUAAAAGAUGUAGACGUUUUUAAAUCAAAUGGGAAAUAAGAAAACUAAAAGAUUUCUGCAAUUUAUGCAUCAAAGCAACAAACCACUGCUUUUAUUCUGUGCAGAGUGGAGGAUUUUAGGAGUUUUGGUAAAUUUGCAGGUCUGAGUGUUUUUAAUUCUUCAAGCAAACCUUUAGAGUGUUUUCAUUUGCAGCAAUCAGACAGCUUACUGUGAACAUUGCAUGCCCCCCCCCCAGCUUAACAACCUGCAUCGGAGGCUCCUCUGCCUCUGUGCUCCUGCUCUGCGUGCUCGGAUGUGGAGGGCUGCUCGUUUCCCAUCGGCUAGACCUGUUUCCAGGCGACUUCUGCCUCGCAGCGCAGCGACACCCAGUCGAUUCACAAUGCCACUCAGAAACAGAUUAGAAUAUGAGCUGACUCUGUGAGGCACCGGAACGUCCUCGACGCUAAUCACAUUCAUUAACAGCUAAUUGAAGACUGAAACCACUGAAGGGCCCCUCUGUUGUCCUGGCAACAUUUCUUUAUUGCGGGAGCUCAGCGCUGUCCCUGUGUUUCACUCCCACAUCCGCCCUCACACAAGCAGCCCGAAAACAGCAUUAGAUUACAACCACUCUUUUUUUAUCGCCACCUGAUUGUAAACAAAAUGGCGAAUGAUGAGUAAACUAAUCCCCCCCGCCAUGACUUUCCACCAUCCAUCAUGAUUCCUGAUGAGGUUUUAAUUUAUUUAAAUGAGGUAUGUCUCCAUUUUGGAGUGAAACUCUUCAAACUUCCACAGUAAUGAAAGGAUUGAGACACGUAUUAUCUCUCCAUGUCAAAUGGCUCAAUUCAUAUCCUUUUAGUGUGUUGUAGAACCUUGGAUGGAUAUUAGCUUGAUCCUCACGUUAUCCGCCUGUCGAUGAGCAUUUAUGCAGCCCUCAUCUUUCAUCCGAGCCCAGACAACGGGAGGGGAGGGGGGGGUCCUUUCCUUGGUGUUUUAAUUGCAUGUAACGCCGCAGGUAGCAUACUAAUGGCUGCUGUUAAAGAGUUCAACGAUCUCUUUCUUUUCUGCUCCUUUUGGCUCUGAUUAAAAAGUCUGCAGGCAGAAGCGGCCGACGGUUUGAAAAAGUGAAAACGGUUGAUAAAGAGAGGGACGAAAUAUGCCUGUUGAUUUUAACGGCUCAAACCUUUCAUCAUUUCAUGUAGUUACUCAGUGGUUUAAGGACUUUGGUCCCAGAACAUUAAUACAUCUUUUUUUUUUUUUAUUGUUUUUAUUUUUAUUUUUUUUUAACUCAACAAUGAUCCAAAGAGAGGUGAUGCAUUUAAGGUCAGAACAGAUGCAGUUUUUUUUGUUAAGUUUGGGUGUUAAAAUAAGAAUGUAGAUUAUCUGUGCAGAUUGUCCGAAUGUUUUAAUCCUGUGGUUUAGACCUUCAAAGUCUAUAUUUUAGGCUGCACAGUUACCUGCUGGACAGGUAGGAAGCAAAAAAAAAAGAAACAAAGGUAGGUUUUGAGUACAAAAGUACAGAAAAUGAAAUAAGGUUUUGCAGUAACGGAACCAGCUUUGCUUCCUCGCUGCCUCUUGUCUUGUGUCGAAGCGCUUGUUGGUUAACUGGCCUGUGUCUGUGUGCAGGAUUUGACUUCAUGUCCAGGCGGGGUUGUUAUAGUACGUCUUGUAAGAGGCUCACCGUGCCUGCCAAUUACUUGCUUCAUGUCCUUUGUUUAUGGAUUCGGUGUAAUCCGGUCACAGACACAGAGGAAAGGGCUUUUUUUUUUUUUUACUCACACAAAAAAAAGUAAGUGCUCAUGUUUUGACCACCAGGGAGCACUGCACCUAUAACUAAAUAAACAUCCCCCCUCCUCCCAUUCACAGAACCAAAACAAGAAUAAAAGAACAAACAUGCUUCUUCCUGUGGGUCUAUACUGUCCCUGCUGUGAGAAAUUGACAUAUUUUUCUCAGCGGGUCAUCAGCCUACAGAAGAUAAUGUGAUGAGCGUGGGCUCUCACGCUCUGUGACAUUUCCCCCUGCGGCAUUUGUAACUGACUGAAGGAACAAAUAAGUUGUCAGAUUGUAAUUGGUUAUUCAACGCAGGCAGUCAGCAGUAGCUUUAAUGUAAGUGGGGGGGGCAGAGGUAGAGAAGCAUGUCUGUGCCAGGGACAAUCAGCAGAUGCAAUUCAGGAAAACAAGCUCCCUCCCCGACGAUGAUGAGCCUGUCCGUGAGACGGGGGGGGGCGGGUGCAUCAGGUGAAGCCCGCGUAGCCUUAAAUCUUGUUGAUAAAAUGCACUAGAGUAGAAGCCAGCGUCUUCUCAGGACAGAGAGGAGAGCUUUUAUACCUCUGCUUUCAAUCGAAGGAAACGUUUGUACUAUAUAAAUGGUACACUGUUCAUUCUCAGCAUUGUAUAAAGAAAAGGGCAAAAAUGUAAAUAUGAUCAAUGUAUAAAACUAAUCGACUGUAAAAAAACGAAACAAAAAAACAAAACAAGAAAUAGUUUGAUUUGUGAUUUAUUGCAGCAUUUUGUAAGAAUGUUUUAUUUAUGUAUUACCCUUGUCCUGGGGGUGGUGAACAAAUGUAAAAGCAUAUUUCUCUCACAAUAAUAAUAAAACAAAAAUCAUAACUCAGUAAA
Molecule: messenger RNA, 10179 nt
Organism: Cyprinodon tularosa
Lineage: Eukaryota; Metazoa; Chordata; Actinopteri; Cyprinodontiformes; Cyprinodontidae
Gene: akap13a
Product: A-kinase anchor protein 13
Exons: 39
Coding region: 149-7294 (2381 amino acids)
Biological process (GO): adrenergic receptor signaling pathway; regulation of Rho protein signal transduction; positive regulation of canonical NF-kappaB signal transduction
Cellular component (GO): membrane; actin cytoskeleton
Molecular function (GO): guanyl-nucleotide exchange factor activity; MAP kinase scaffold activity
Source: RefSeq, a predicted model, not a curated record